AUGCGUUCUUCAUACGUUCUUUCUGCCGCUGCAGCGUUUGCUGUGGUAGGAGCUCAGGAUAUCGACUUUGCUGGGGUCGAUGCCACGCCUGACCCAGUCAUCAACAUCAUUCCUGGCUUGAAGGAGCAGGUGGUUCCAUUCAAGGAGACCGAGGCUAUUGCAGAUGUUGUCUCUCAGGUCACUUCCGAUCCGCUGGAUGUCAAGCCUGUGUCUGAGCCUUCAGCUGUUCCAGAUGUCAAGCGACAUCUGAAACGUGCAGCAUGUGACCCAGAGCCCAGCAACCCCAACACUUACGGGAUUGAUCUAUCGUCUGCCAGCAAGUUCCGCGCUGACAUUAAGCUUGCCUCUCUUGCUAAGGGUGCUUCCACACCUUCCGGAUACUUCAACACCUUCACGAACUUGCAAGGUGCCAGCAGUGCUUAUGGGUACAUGGGGUACAAAGUGGUAGAAAGCUACGACCCAUCUCUUUGCGCAUCCGAGUGUGACUCGAAGUCUGGAUGUCUCAGCUUCAACAUUUAUGUGGAGCGCGACCCUUCGGCGAACCCGGGACCUGACUGCCAGGACCCCGAAGCUGUCGCCAAUAUCAAGUGCUCUUUCUGGGGUGGGCCGGUCUACACCGACACGGCGACCAACACUGGACAAUGGCGAGAGAAGUUCGAAGUCGCCAUUGCUGGAAGUAAUGGAUACUCGUCUCUUACAACACAAUCCGCCGAAGGUUACAAGCAAGUUGAGCUUAAGAACAGUGCCAUCAACUCACCCCUCGACUGCAACAAGCAGGGAUCAUACAUGGGCUACAAGCUGUUCGUUCAGAAUGCAUUUGAUGCCAAGCUCUGUGCGACUGCUUGCAAGGAAACCAACAAGUGGGCACUGGAACAUCCCCCUGCCGAAGGCAAGCCCCAACUCUGCCGCUACUUCAACACCUACAUUCUGCUCAAAAACGGUGUUUCCCAGGGUCAAUACUGCUCCAUGUACACCCAGGAGUGGGACGCUUCCUUCGCCACAAAUGACGGACAAUACCGCGGCGAUGACCACUAUACUAUCCAGUACAGCUUUGGCUUCACUGACGAGAGUGAUGACGGUGUGCCUGUAUGCCCCAAUGACAUCUCAUACCUCAAGUCAAGCGGCCAGGAGUUCUGCAGCAGCUACAUUAGUUAUGAGCAGCCGACCACAACUGCGACCGCAACCGCUACUACGACGCCAGCCGCUUUGACGAACACAAUCACAAGGACAUCGACUUCCUACACUACUGACACUACUGGGAUCACGACUGUCACUGCUGCCAAAUUCGCCGGGAGACAUGCUCGACGUGCGGACAAUGGCACAGAAGUGUCUCACGAUAUCAUUGUUGACCCUUACGAGAUCUCCAUCGUGGCUGUUCAAACCAUUUCUCCCGAGGACGCAGGUAUGCCAAAGCUCAACGACACUAUGGCAGCGGAGCUCAAUGGCGGCGCCAUCGAAAAACGUGACCUCGCGACUCCAGCCUCUAUCGCAGCCUGGCCCACCAGCAAAAUCUCCGCAGCUUGCUCCCAGGUCGCUACCGGAACUGCUACAAGGACCGCAACCAUAACUGCGACCGCGCCCACCCCACUCGCGACUGAGACAAAAGACUCCUUCCAGACUGUGGUUGUCGCUCAGAGCACUUGCAUGUUACACGGGGUCAGGCUAUACUUCUCUAGGCUCGGUCCGUACUAA
Alternaria postmessia is the source of this 1692-nucleotide messenger RNA. RefSeq lists its product as uncharacterized. The record is from RefSeq and is a predicted model, not a curated record. NCBI's taxonomy places the organism in Eukaryota, Fungi, Ascomycota, Dothideomycetes, Pleosporales, Pleosporaceae. Bases 1 to 1692 code for a protein of 563 amino acids. The transcript is spliced from 2 exons.